UCAGCAGACUGUAACCAUUAUAGACGCUACCCACGUCGUAGGGGUCCUCCUCCACGUAAUUACCAGCAGAAUUACCAGAAUAGUGAGAGUGGGGAAAAGAACGAGGGAUCGGAAAGCGCUCCUGAAGGCCAAGCCCAACAACAUCAGCCCUAUGGCAGGCAAAGGUUCUCACCUUACUAUUUGCGGAGACCCUAUGGGCAUCGACCACAGUAUUCCAACCCUCCUGUGCAAGGAGAAGUGAUGGAGGGUGCUGACAACCAGGGUGCAGGAGAGCAAGGUAGACCAGUGAGACAGAAUAUGUAUCGGGGUUACAGACCACGAUUUCGCAGGGGCCCUCCUCGCCAAAGACAGCCUAGAGAGGACGGCAAUGAAGAGGACAAAGAAAAUCAAGGAGAUGAGACCCAAGGUCAGCAGCCACCUCAAUGUCGGUAUUGUCGCAACUUCAAAUACCGACGCAGACGCCCAGAGAACCCUAAACCACAAGAUGGCAAAGAGACAAAAGCAGCCGAUCCACCAGCUGAGAAUUCGUCCGCUCCGGAGGCUGAGCAGGGCGGGGCUGAGUAA
Arvicola amphibius (Eurasian water vole) is the source of this 564-nucleotide messenger RNA. RefSeq names its product Y-box-binding protein 1-like. Gene Ontology annotation, molecular function: nucleic acid binding. The annotation marks the transcript as partial. Gene Ontology annotation, cellular component: nucleus. The record is from RefSeq and is a predicted model, not a curated record. Gene Ontology annotation, biological process: regulation of gene expression. NCBI's taxonomy places the organism in Eukaryota, Metazoa, Chordata, Mammalia, Rodentia, Cricetidae. The transcript has a single exon.